This is a messenger RNA of Anolis carolinensis (green anole), 6111 nucleotides long. It is a transcript of the gene ap2b1, whose product is annotated as adaptor related protein complex 2 subunit beta 1. The transcript has 22 exons. The record is from RefSeq and is a predicted model, not a curated record. Gene Ontology annotation, molecular function: clathrin binding. Lineage: Eukaryota; Metazoa; Chordata; Lepidosauria; Squamata; Anolidae. Gene Ontology annotation, biological process: intracellular protein transport; vesicle-mediated transport. Gene Ontology annotation, cellular component: membrane coat; clathrin adaptor complex. The coding region runs from base 185 to 3040 and encodes 951 amino acids.
UCCCAGUGGCUGGCCCCACCCUGGCUUCUCUCUCUGUCUCUGUCUCUGUGGUCCUUCUCGUCGGUUGCUGCUCCUGCUUCUCCUUCUUCUUCUCCAGGUGAGGACAAAAGGGCGUGGCCUCAGGUCUCUCAAGCCACGCCCACUUGGGUUCUUGCCUCCCUGCAAGUCUUAGGAAACCGAAGCCAUGACGGAUUCCAAGUAUUUCACCACCAAUAAAAAAGGCGAGAUCUUUGAGCUGAAAGCGGAGCUCAACAACGAGAAGAAGGAGAAGCGCAAGGAGGCCGUCAAGAAGGUCAUCGCGGCCAUGACCGUGGGCAAGGACGUCAGCUCGCUCUUUCCGGACGUGGUCAACUGCAUGCAGACGGACAACCUGGAGCUGAAGAAGCUGGUCUACCUGUACCUGAUGAACUACGCCAAGAGCCAGCCGGACAUGGCCAUCAUGGCCGUCAACAGCUUCGUCAAGGACUGCGAGGACCCCAACCCGCUGAUCCGGGCGCUGGCGGUGCGCACCAUGGGCUGCAUCCGUGUGGACAAGAUCACGGAGUACCUGUGCGAGCCUCUGCGCAAGUGCCUGAAGGACGAGGACCCCUACGUGCGCAAGACGGCCGCCGUCUGCGUGGCCAAGCUUCACGACAUCAACGCCCAGAUGGUGGAGGACCAGGGCUUCCUCGACUCCCUCCGGGACCUCAUCGCCGACUCCAACCCCAUGGUGGUGGCCAACGCGGUGGCGGCCCUGUCGGAGAUCAGUGAGUCCCACCCCAACAGCAACCUGCUGGACCUGAACCCGCAGAACAUCAACAAGCUGCUGACGGCACUGAACGAGUGCACCGAGUGGGGCCAGAUCUUCAUCCUGGACUGCCUCUCCAACUACAACCCCAAGGACGACCGCGAGGCCCAGAGCAUCUGUGAGCGAGUGACCCCUCGCCUCUCCCACGCCAACUCGGCCGUGGUUCUCUCGGCCGUCAAGGUGCUGAUGAAGUUCCUGGAGCUGCUGCCCAAGGACUCGGACUACUACAGCAUGCUCCUCAAGAAGCUGGCCCCGCCCCUGGUCACCCUCCUCUCCGGAGAGCCCGAGGUCCAGUACGUGGCCCUCCGCAACAUCAACCUCAUCGUCCAGAAAAGGCCCGAAAUCCUGAAGCAGGAGAUCAAGGUCUUCUUCGUGAAGUACAACGAUCCCAUCUACGUCAAGCUGGAGAAGCUGGACAUCAUGAUCCGCUUGGCCUCCCAGGCCAACAUCGCCCAGGUCCUGGCCGAGCUGAAGGAAUACGCCACCGAGGUGGACGUGGACUUUGUCCGCAAGGCCGUCCGCGCCAUCGGCCGCUGCGCCAUCAAGGUCGAGCAAUCGGCCGAGCGCUGCGUGAGCACCCUGCUGGACCUCAUCCAGACCAAGGUCAACUACGUCGUCCAGGAGGCCAUCGUGGUCAUCCGGGACAUCUUCCGCAAGUAUCCCAACAAGUACGAGAGCAUCAUUGCCACCUUGUGCGAGAACCUGGACUCUCUGGACGAGCCGGACGCCCGGGCCGCCAUGAUCUGGAUCGUGGGCGAAUACGCCGAGCGCAUCGACAACGCGGACGAGCUCCUGGAGAGCUUCCUGGAAGGAUUCCACGACGAGAGCACCCAGGUGCAGCUCACCCUACUGACCGCCAUCGUGAAGCUGUUCCUGAAGAAGCCGUCGGAGACGCAGGAGCUGGUCCAGCAGGUGCUCAGCCUGGCCACGCAGGACUCGGACAACCCGGACCUGCGUGACCGUGGCUACAUCUACUGGCGCCUGCUGUCCACGGACCCGGUGACGGCCAAGGAGGUGGUCCUCUCGGAGAAGCCGCUCAUCUCGGAGGAGACGGACCUGAUCGAGCCCACGCUGCUGGACGAGCUCAUCUGCCACAUCGGCUCCCUGGCCUCCGUCUACCACAAGCCCCCCAAUGCCUUCGUGGAGGGCAGCCACGGCAUCCACCGCAAGCACCUGCCCAUCCAUCACGGGAGCACCGACGCCGGAGACAGCCCCGUGGGGACCACAGCCCCGCCGAACCUGGAGCAGCCGCAGGUGAUCCCCUCCCAGGGCGACCUCCUGGGCGACCUCCUGAACCUCGACCUCGGCCCGCCCGUCAACGUGCCCCAAGUCUCCUCCAUGCAGAUGGGGGCCGUGGACCUCCUGGGCGGAGGGCUGGACAGCCUGCUUGGCAGCGACCUUGGCGGGGGAAUUGGUGGCAGCCCUGCAGUGGGCCAGACCUUCAUCCCGUCCUCUGUGCCGGCCACCUUUGCCCCCUCGCCCACCCCGGCCGUGGUCAGCAGCGGCCUCAACGACCUCUUUGAGCUCUCCUCCGGCAUCGGCAUGGCCCCCGGGGGCUUCGUGGCCCCCAAAUCGGUCUGGCUUCCGGCCGUGAAGGCCAAGGGGCUGGAGAUCUCGGGGACCUUUGGCCACCGCCAGGGCCACAUCUACAUGGACAUGAGCUUCACCAACAAGGCCCUGCAGCACAUGAGCGACUUCGCCAUCCAGUUCAACAAGAACAGCUUUGGCGUCAUCCCCAGCACCCCUCUGGCCAUCCACACCCCCUUGAUGCCCAACCAGAGCAUCGACGUCUCCCUCCCGCUCAACACUUUGGGUCCCGUCAUGAAGAUGGAGCCCCUCAACAACCUCCAGGUGGCUGUGAAGAACAACAUCGACGUCUUCUACUUCAGCUGCCUCAUUCCGCUCAACGUGCUUUUCGUGGAAGACGGGAAAAUGGAGCGCCAGGUCUUCCUUGCGACGUGGAAGGACAUCCCCAACGAAAACGAGCUCCAGUUCCAAAUCAAGGAGUGCCACCUCAAUGCGGAUACGGUGUCCAGCAAGCUGCAGAACAACAACGUCUACACCAUCGCCAAGCGCAACGUGGAGGGCCAGGACAUGCUCUACCAGUCGCUGAAGCUGACCAACGGCAUCUGGAUCCUGGCCGAGCUGCGCAUCCAGCCCGGGAACCCCAACUACACGCUCUCCCUCAAAUGCCGCGCUCCGGAGGUCUCCCACUACGUCUACCAGGUCUACGACGCCAUUUUGAAGAACUAGGCCUUCGUUGUCGUCGGAGCGGCCAUUUUGUUCCGGGCUCGAUCUCGACCAAACGAAACGAUGUUUCUUGUCUUUUCUCUCUCUCUCUCUUUCAGGCGGGGAUAGCGAAGUAGUUGUGUGUCCGUAUUAAUUAACACAGUUGUGUCUUUUUUUGGGGGGGGGGGCGCCUCCCCGCUCGACCCUCGGCCAUUUUGCCACCGCUUCCGUGCUGCCAUUGCCGCUCCAUUUCGUGCCAACGCCUUCGCACACCCAUUGUGUCGCCGGAGGACGCCAAUACACCACGACCCUUUUAUAUAUAUAUAUACAAAGAAGAUACUACUUGUUCCUUUUUUAAAUAAAUAACGGGGGGGGGGGGGGACAGGGCAUAGAAACCCAUGGGAGUUGUAGUACAUCUAGAGUAGGAAUUGAUUGAUUGAUUGAUUGAUUGAUCAAUCGGUUGAUUGAUUGACCCCUGGACGCUUCAGAGUGAGGGAUUGUUUAGUUUCCUUGGAACUGAUUGAUUUAUUCAUUGACAGAUCGAUCGAUCGAUCAAUCAAUUCCUGGUAGCUCCAGAGUAAGGGAUUCUUUAGUUGCCUUGGAAUUGAUUGAUUGAUUGAUCGGUUGAUUGAUUGAUCCCUGGCUGCUUCAGAGUAAGGGAUUGUUUAAUUUCUUUGGAAUUGAUUGAUUUAUUUGACGGAUCAAUUCCUGGUAACUCCAGAGUAAGGGAUUCUUUAGUUGCCUUGGAAUUGAUUGAUUGAUCGGUUGAUUGAUUGAUCCCUGGCUGCUUCAGAGUAAGGGAUUGUUUAAUUUCUUUGGAAUUGAUUGAUUUAUUUGACGGAUCAAUUCCUGGUAACUCCAGAGUAAGGGAUUCUUUAGUUGCCUUGGAAUUGAUUGAUUGAUUGAUCGAUCGGUUGAUUGAUUGAUCCCUGGCUGGUUCAGAGUAAGGGAUUGUUUAAUUUCUUCGGAAUUGAUUGAUUUAUUUGACGGAUCAAUUCCUGGUAACUCCAGAGUAAGGGAUUCUUUAGUUGCCUUGGAAUUGAUUGAUUGAUCGAUCGGUUGAUUGAUUGAUCCCUGGCUGCUUCAGAGUAAGGGAUUGUUUAGUUUCUUUGGAAUUGAUUGAUUUAUUUGACGGAUCAAUUCUUGGUAACUCCAGAGUAAGGGAUUCUUUAGUUGCCUUGGAAUUGAUUGAUUGAUCGAUCGGUUGAUUGAUUGAUUGAUCCCUGGCUGCUUCAGAGUAAGGGAUUGUUUAGUUUCCUUGGAACUGAUUGAUUUAUUCGACGGAUCAAUUCCUGGUAACUCCAGAGUAAGGGAUUUUUUAGUUGCCUUGGAAUUGAUUGAUUGAUCGGUUGAUUGAUUGAUCCCUGGCUGCUUCAGAGUGAGGGAUUGUUUAGUUUCCUUGGAACUGAUUGAUUUAUUCAUCAACCGAUCGAUCAAUCAAUUCCUGGUAGCUCCAGAGUAGGGGAUUCUUUAGUUGCCUUGGAAUUGAUUGAUCGAUCGAUCGAUCGAUCGAUUGAUUGACCCCUGGCAGCUGUAGAGUAAGGCUUAGUUGUCUAGGAACUAGUUGAUUUAUUGAUCGACCGAUCAGUUGAUUGAUUGAUCCCAGGCAGCUCCAGAGUAGGGAUUGUUUAAUUACCUUGGAAUUUAAUAUUUAAUUGAUUUAUUGAUUGAUCCCUGUCAGUUCCAAAAUAAGGGAUCUCUUAGUUGCCUUGGGAUUGAUUGAUUGAUUGAUCCCUGACAGCUCCAGAGUAACGGAUUAUUUAGUUGCCUUGGAAGUGAUUGAUUUAUUGAUUGAUCCAUCGAUUGAUUCCUAGCAGCUCCAAAGUAUAUGGCAUUAUUUAGUUGCCUUGGAAGUGAUUGAUUUAUUGAUCGAUUGAUUGUUUAGUUUGCCUUGGAAUUGAUUGAUUGGUUGAUGAGUUGAUUGAUUGAUCAAUCGAUUGAUUGAUUAAUCCCUGGCAGCUCCAGAAUAGGGAAUUAAUUCCAAGUUACCUUGGAAUUAAUUGAUGUAUUAAUUAAUUGCGCAAUCGAUUGAUUGAUUCCUGACAGCUCCAGAAUUAAGAGAUUAUUUAGUUGCCUUGGAAGUGAUUGAUUGAUUUAUUGAUCCAUCGAUUGAUUCCUAGCAGCUCCAAAGUAUAUGGCAUUAUUUAGUUGCCUUGGAAGUGAUUGAUUUAUUGAUCGAUUGAUUGAUUAGUUUGCCUUGGAAUUGAUUGAUUGGUUAGGGUUAGGGUUAGGUUGAUUUGAUUGAUUGAUCAAUUGAUCGAUCAAUUGAUUGAUUCCUAGAAGCUCCAGAAUAAGAGAGUAUUUCGUUGCCUUGGAAGCGAUUGAUUUAUUGAUCGAUCGAUCCAUUGAUUGAUUCCUAGCAGCUCCAAAAUAAGAGAUUAUUUAGUUGUCUUGGAAGCGAUUGAUUGAUUGAUGAGUCAGUCAAUUGAUUGAUCAGUCAUUUGAUUGAUUAAUCCUUGGCAGCUCCAGAGUAAGGGAUUGUUUAGUUGCCUUGGAAUUGAUUCAUUGAUUGAUGAGUCAGUCAAUUGAUUGAUCAAUCGAUUGAUUGAUUAAUCCUUGGCAGCUCCAGAGUAAGGGAUUGUUUAGUUGCCUUGGAAGCAAUUGAUUUAUUGAUCGAUCGAUCAUUUGAUUGAUUCCUAGCAGCUCCAGAUUAAGGUAUUGUUUAGUUGCCUUGGAAUUGAUUCAUUGAUUGAUGAGUCAGUCGAUUGAUCAAUCGAUUGAUUGAUUAAUCCUUGGCAGCUCCAGAGUAGGGAUUGUUUCGUUACCUUGGAGUUGAUUGAUUAAUUGAUUAAUUAAUUGAUCAAUUGAUUGAUCAUUCCAUCCCAGGUGUACUACAACUCCCAGUGUGUCCAGCCAGAGAGAGAGAGAUGAUGGGAGUCGGAGUCCAAGGCGGUACGCAAAGCAAAAACUUCUCUCUCUCUCUGCCUUUUCUAUUCUGUACGGUGAGCGAAAUGGGUGGGUGGCCUUCUGUCUUUAAAGGGAAGGGGUUUCUCUAUCUCUCUGUCACUUUCUUCCUUCCGCCAUUCCAUCCCUCGGCGUCCGGGAGGGGCCACGCUUUGCCUUUCGUGUCGUCAAAUAAAUGUCAUUUCCACGGA